AUGGAUUUUUAUCAAGCACAUACAUUACUGUCUCGACGACUUUACAAUCGCGUGCAAAAUGACGUAGAAAAAUAUCGUCCUUUAGACGUGAAGUUGAGUAUUCGACUUUCAAAGUCUAGAGCACACUGUUUAUCACAUAGCAUCAAAACAGUAGGCGAGAAUCCCGAUUGCAUCCCAAAUGUACGAGCGAAUAUGAUAAUUGUGGAAGUAGUAAAAGCUAUGCGACAAUUACGGUGUCAAGUGCUUUUCGCUGGACUUCAAUUACACUUUCAAAAAUCAGAAUCACUUAAAAACGUACAUGAAGGAUUCUUAUCAAUAGAUCAAUUUGCAAUACGAAUGGAUUCCUUUUCGUCUGAAAGAAGCAUUCCGUGGGAUGCUGGAUCAGUUGAAUAUGCAUUUGCUUGGGAAAUUAUCAUCGGUGAAGUGAUAGGAGAAUUAGAUCCAACUCAGGUAGACAAAUAA
Molecule: messenger RNA, 462 nt
Organism: Thelazia callipaeda (thelaziosis nematode)
Lineage: Eukaryota; Metazoa; Nematoda; Chromadorea; Rhabditida; Thelaziidae
Source: the annotation of a GenBank genome assembly